GCUGUCCUCCUCCCCACCUGCACCGCGCUCCCCGGAGAGACUGGAGACCCGCGGAGGAUCCGGGAGCCGCAGUCACAGCCUCACUGUGCCACCUGGUGGGGACAAGGAAGAAAGACAAGAGCAAGUGACGCGCACCCCCCAACCACCCCCCUCCAAUGAGAAGCUGGGGAAGGAAACUUGCAUUUGGGCAAAUGCUGCUGUCACUCAGGGUGAGCUGGCUUUUGGCCAACAAGUGCAUCUACCACCAGGUCUGCCUGAGGGGUACCAACCCCCAGCCCACCCAUUGGGCCCUGGCACCCUGACCUGCCCCUCCCACUUCUCCCCCUCCCCUCUGCACCCCCGCCCCCAGUUUUGUGCUCCUCCUGCUCUGAGCAGGGGUUCCCCCUCCAGGGUGCUGGGCUGGGCCUGAGUCACUUCCCAGGCGGCACUCUGGGAAAGGCUGUGCAGGACGCAAGUGGCCGCUCUCCAGGCCUUCCCAGGCUCUGAUCCUUCCUUUGUGUGGGGAGACAACUGGGCAGCUGAACCCAGAGGCGCCUUCCUGGCUGGACCUUCCAGAGCCACAAGGAAUCACAUCACUUUGGAAUACUCAUGGCAGAGGAGGGGGCCAUCCUCACCAGGAACCUGAAAGCUGCGGUCUCGGCCAUCCUCCAGGACUACGGGGGCCGGCAGCAGCCGGUGACAGAUGCCAGUGCCGAGCUGCACAGACUCUGUGGCUGCCUGGAGCAGCUCCUGCAGUUUGACCAGAAAGAGCAGAAGAGCUUCCUGAGGCCUCGGAAGGAUUACUGGGACUUCCUCUGCACCGCCCUGUGGCGGCAGCGGGGUGGCACGGAGCCCGUCCACUUCGUUCACUCACAGGACAAGCUGAAGACUCCUCUGGCAAAAGGCCGCACUCUCAUCCGCUUCUGCUUGGCUCAGGGACAGCUGGCCGAGUCCCUGCAGCUCUGCCUCCUGAACACAGAGCUCACCAGGGAAUGGUAUGGCCCCCGGAGCCCUCUGGUGUGCCCCGAACUCCGGGAAGACCUCCUGGACGCUCUCUACACUCUCAAUGCGGUGGCCUUUGACUUGGACCUGCAGUGGCCAAACCUAGACGAAGCCUGGCCCAUGUUCUCAGAGUCCUGUGGCUCCAGCGCCAGGACCCAGGGAAGAAGACCCAGAAAGACCAAAGAUGCCCCGAAGCAGCUUCCAGGCACCAGGUACAGAAACCAUGAGGACACAGCCUCCGACCAGAAGGGGGAGUCCGUCACAAUACAACCUGUCAAGCGCGGUGAUGCGGGUGUGCACAGAAGAACAUGGGAGCACAGAGAAGGCUGCCUGAGAGAGAUCUCAGCCGCACAUGCGGACCCCACAAGAGUCCAGCCAGAGGAGCCGCACACUAGCCACGCCGGCUGUCGGCGAGAUGCGCCCAGGGAAGACUGGUUAGCUGCACCCCCCAGGUCGCAGCAACACAGGCAUCUUCGUCCCUCCAUGGAAAAGAAGAGAGAAGAUCCCAGGAGCCUCGGGCCCCCCCAGAGCAUGUGGGAACCAGAGGGGGAGGGGCUUCAGGGAGCCCCAAGAACAGGAUUCUGCCUGGAGAACUCAACACCCAGCAUCCAGGGACAAGGGGAGCGGGCCGAGGGAGCUCCGAAGGAGGUGAUAGGGACAGAGGCUGAGGACAGAGGCGUCCUACCUGGUGCAGAGGGGACACCUAAAGGGGGAGCAGAGUGGGGUCAUGUCCAUAGGCUGCCGGCCUCCAGCCCCACAGGGACAAUAGAGGACACUAUGCCAGGGAGCCGGCAGGAGCUGGAGGUGCCUAGCCUUCCGGGGGACCCUCGGGUCCUACUACGAGACCUGGGAGCAGAGGAAGACGCCGCCCCAGAGAGACCACAAGGGGAAACAGGAGUGACCACUGUGACCAGGAGGAAGAAACAGGCAGCGAUGGCCUUGCAGGAUGUGGUCAAGAGCCUGAGACAUGGGCUCCAGAAGACCAAGGAGCAGGCCCAGCAUCUGGAGCAGCUGCUGAAGGAGCGGGAAGGGGAAUUGAAGACACUGCAGGAGCAGCUCAGCAGGUGUCAGGAAGACAGGGCCCGGCUGCAGACAGAGCUGGAGCAGAAGCAGCAGGAGGCUGAGAAGAGGGACGCCAAGUACGAGAAGGAGCUUGGAGGGCAGCGGGACCUGGUCCGUGCCAUGAAGAUGAGGGUGCUGGAGCUGGUUCGAGAGAAGGAUGACCUGUGGCAGGAGGUGCAGCGUCUCUCUUCCAUGGCCCCAGGGUGCUGUGCGGCCUGCAGCAGGGUGUUUGGCCGGCUGUCUCGGCGGUACCCGUGCAGGCUCUGCGGAGGCCUGGUCUGCCAUGCUUGCUCUGUGGACUACAAGAAGAGGGAGCGCCGCUGCCCCCCCUGCUCCCAGAAGGGAGAGGCUCAGUCCCACUGACGGCAGCACCCAGGACUGGCCGCCCACCGCACCCAGGAGCUCCCUCCCCUCCUCUGGGCUGGUGAUCUGAGGCAGCCAGUGCUCAAGUGCGGAAGGAUGGAUGCCGGCUGGUAGGCAGGAGGCGGAGGCAGGUCGGAGGCCUGCACCCGCCACCCCUGAGCUGGGCCACUUGAGGAAGCUCACAGCUGUCCGGCUUCUUCCUGAGCAAGAGCGCCAGGCACCGUCCUCCCUGAAGUCCCUCCAGGCUCAGGACAUCCUUGGCCAAGAAGACCCAGGGGCCCCGACAUCUCUCCGCACCCCCACCCCAUCUCUCCCCCAGCCCCCCAUUCCCCACACUCCUGACCACCCCGUCUGGAGUCUGUUUUGAAAGUCUGCUUUCGUUGUGUUUCAUUUUCAAUAGCUCUCCCGAGGUGCUGUUGACCUGUAACACGUUUCGUAUAAAUUGUACAAUAUGAUGGGUUUUGACCUUGGUAUCACCCACAAAGCCAUCACCGUAUUCGCAAUAAAGAAUGCACCCAUCAUUCCCAAAAUGUCUUCAUGCCCUUUGUAAUCGCUCCCUCUCCCUCGCCAUCCCUAGGCAACCACAAUUCUGCUUCCUACCACUAGACACCAGUUUUCCAGAAUUUUAUGAAAACAGAGCCCUGCAGUAUGCACUCUGUACUGCCUGCCUCCUUUCACUCAGCGUACGUAUUCUGCGAUUCCUCCAGGUGGGUGCACGUCUCAGAGGUCCCCAUUUACUGCUAAAUAGUACCCCGCUGCAGGGAGAGACCACAAUUUUGUUCACACCUUCACCCAUUGCCAGACAUUUGGACCGUUUCCAAUUUGAGGCUGUUACAAAUAUGUUUCCUAUGAUCAUCGGCAUCGGUGUACAAAUCUUUGUAUAGACAUUUGCUUUUCUUUCUCUUGGGUAGAUACCUAGGAAUGAAAUGCCCAGGUCCUCCAAUACGUGUAUGUUUAACUUUUAAGAAACUGCUGAGUUGGGAUCCCUGGGUGGCGCAGCGGUUUAGCGCCUGCCUUUGGCCCAGGAUGCGAUCCUGGAGACCCGGAAUCGAAACCCACAUCG
Canis lupus familiaris (dog) is the source of this 3469-nucleotide messenger RNA. RefSeq names its product RUN and FYVE domain containing 4 (gene RUFY4). Gene Ontology annotation, biological process: positive regulation of macroautophagy. NCBI's taxonomy places the organism in Eukaryota, Metazoa, Chordata, Mammalia, Carnivora, Canidae. Bases 589 to 2406 code for a protein of 605 amino acids. The record is from RefSeq and is a predicted model, not a curated record. The transcript is spliced from 13 exons.